UGUCACAUUUAUUUCUGUCCCCAAAAUGGCGAACGUAGCUGCUUCCGCGGCUGCUGCUGCAGCGGCCGCCGCCGCAAAUAGAGACCCAGCCGUUGAUCGGUCAUUACGAUCAGUGUUUGUGGGAAACAUUCCAUAUGAAGCCACAGAGGAACAGCUAAAAGACAUAUUUUCAGAAGUCGGACUUGUUGUUAGCUUCAGAUUAGUGUAUGAUAGGGAGACGGGAAAGCCAAAAGGAUAUGGAUUCUGCGAAUAUCAAGACCAAGAGACAGCCCUUAGUGCCAUGCGGAACCUGAAUGGGAGAGAGUUCAGCGGUCGGGCUCUCAGAGUUGACAACGCAGCCAGUGAGAAAAACAAGGAAGAGCUCAAAAGUUUGGGAACAGGAGCCCCGAUUAUUGAGUCUCCUUAUGGAGACAGCGUUCAUCCCGAGGAGGCCCCAGAGUCCAUCAGCAGAGCUGUGGCCAGUCUGCCACCUGAGCAGAUGUUUGAACUGAUGAAACAGAUGAAGCUGUGUGUUCAAAACAGUCCUCAGGAGGCGAGAAACAUGCUGCUGCAGAACCCUCAGCUAGCCUAUGCUCUGCUGCAGGCUCAGGUGGUCAUGCGGAUUGUUGACCCUGAGAUAGCCUUGAAAAUGCUUCACCGUCAAACUACAGUCCAGCCUUUGAUUCCAAGUGGGCAGAGUGGAGGAGCACCGCCAGGCAAUCCUCCUCCCGCACAGCCCAGCACGCCGGUGUCUCAGCCUCAGCCUGUGCCUGGCAUGCAUGUCAAUGGAGCACCUCAGAUGAUGCAGCCGCCCAACAUGGGUGUUGUGCCAGGUGCAGUACCUGUACCAGGACCUGGACAAGGACCUGUCGGACCUCCAGGGAACCUUCAGCAUUCUCCCACAGGAUCGUCUGGUCAAGCUGCUAUCGAGCGGCCUCAAGGACCAGGUGGUAUUCCCCCAAGAGGGCUGCUGGGGGAUGGUCCCAAUGACCCGAGAGGAGGAACUCUGCUGUCUGUUACUGGAGAGGUCAUAGACCCCAACCGGGCCUACAUGGGAGCUCCACCACCUCACCAAGCCCCACCUGUACACAUGCCACAGAUGGGAGGUGGCCCGCCUCCAGAUAUGAGAGGGCCUCCGAUGGACAUGAGAGGCCCAACUAUGACUGAACCAAGAACCAUGAUGGUUGACCCACGAGGGCCCCCAAUGAUGGAACCACGGGGACCGCCAAUGGAAACCAGAGGCCGUGACCCGAGGGCGAUGGAUGCUCGCGGCCCAGUGACAGGUCAAAGGGUUCCCAUGGCAACAGCGAUGCAAGGCCCUGUGCCUCAUGGCAUGGGUUCAAACGCUACUCCACCUGCAAGACCGGGUCCUGGUAUUUCUGGUGUUCCCCCAUCAGGAGGAGGCUUCAGUCCAGGGCAGAGUCAGGUCUCCACACAAGACCAGGAGAAGGCCGCAUUGAUCAUGCAGGUCCUGCAACUGACCCCAGAACAGAUCGCCAUGUUGCCCCCCGAGCAGCGACAAAGCAUCCUCAUACUCAAAGAACAGAUUCAGAAGACAGCCAGCGGUGCACCGUGAUGAAAUGUAGGGGGAGAGCAGAUGUGGAGUCUCUGUUCACAGCAUUGUUUUGUAGUGAUGGAGCAACUUUUCUAUUCCUGGCAUUGUUGUGCUUCCCCUGCCUGACCCACCUUCCAGCUGCUUGAAUGGGCUUGAGGAAGUCUCAUCUUUACUCGAUUUGUUGUAGGUUUUUGGAUUUAUUUUUGUCUUGUUUUGUAUGAAAGUUUGUUGUUAAGCCAAGUGAGUAAAGUAAGUGAGCCUUUUAAGAAGGAAGGUAACAGUAUGUACUAAACAAAUUCUCAAGCACGAAUGUCAUGAUGUUUAAUCUUUUUCAUGUUCUAGCUCUGGAAAUUUUGUCAAUAAAACAAAGGAACACAA
Molecule: messenger RNA, 1912 nt
Organism: Melanotaenia boesemani (Boeseman's rainbowfish)
Lineage: Eukaryota; Metazoa; Chordata; Actinopteri; Atheriniformes; Melanotaeniidae
Gene: cstf2
Product: cleavage stimulation factor, 3' pre-RNA, subunit 2
Exons: 13
Coding region: 26-1555 (509 amino acids)
Biological process (GO): mRNA 3'-end processing
Cellular component (GO): mRNA cleavage and polyadenylation specificity factor complex
Molecular function (GO): mRNA binding
Source: RefSeq, a predicted model, not a curated record